AUGCCACCCAAACCGAAGUCCGCACCUGAAUCCCCGCCAUCCGAUGAGAUCACCGGCCAGAGCGCGCUCCCCAUCUCGCGGAUCAAGAAAAUCAUCCAGCUAGACGAGGACAUUGUGCAAUGUUCCAGCAACGCGACUUUCGUGAUCGCGAUAGCAACAGAAAUGUUUAUCCAAUAUCUUACGGAGCAAGGACACAACGUGGUCAAAUCGGAACGAAAACCACGCAAGACCAUCCAAUACAAAGAUCUCGCCGCGGCCGUAUCCCGAAUCGAUAACCUCGAGUUCCUCGCCGACGUGAUCCCCAAGACGACGACCUACAAGCAGUUCAAGGAGAAGCGAGCCAAGGAGGUUUCUAAGGAAGCAGAAGUUGAGAAGGGCCAACGCACGCUCAAUGGAAUUGUUCCGAACAAGGGAGAGACCAACGGGGCGCUGGAACAUGGCGAGUCUCCACCGGUUGUCGAGGAGAAGACGUCGAAGAGUCCGCGGGCGCCAGUGGUGAUGCAUGCGUCGGGCGCGGUGAGCACGCUGGUGGUCGAUCGUACAGUCGAGUCACAAGGCGAGGACCGCGAUGUGGAAAUGCUUGAUCAGUAG
This is a messenger RNA of Aspergillus terreus NIH2624, 591 nucleotides long. Its product is annotated as histone-fold domain-containing protein. Gene Ontology annotation, cellular component: nucleus; CHRAC. Lineage: Eukaryota; Fungi; Ascomycota; Eurotiomycetes; Eurotiales; Aspergillaceae. The coding region runs from base 1 to 591 and encodes 196 amino acids. The record is from RefSeq and is a predicted model, not a curated record. Gene Ontology annotation, molecular function: protein heterodimerization activity. The transcript has 4 exons.